AUGGAUUCCCCAAAAGAUGUUCAGAUGAGUGAUGGAAACUCCCGGGUCCAUGAGCCAUUCACUGUGGAGGAGAACAUCCACCAGCUGAAUGCCAUUGAUAAAUCUAUCGUGGAUCUAAUGAACCACACUGCCACCGCGCUCAACGCCCUCACUGUCCCUAUCAACUCCCCAGACUCGCAGGGGACACUUCCGCAGCAGGAUCCGUCGGCGAAGAAGGCAGCCUUCCGUGGUGCAACCGACUCCUUCUUGGACACGCUGCAUGCUGUUGAUGUCAAGAUGAAGCGCCAAAUCAUGGCUCUCGAAGAGGCUGGUAUUGUGAACUUAUCCGCUGGAGCAAAGCAUGAACCCGGCAGCAGUGGUCCCAAAAGUGCAUCCCUCAAACCUAACGGGAUGGGUGCCGUUGGAAACCUUGAUGUUGGCUGGUUGAACAGCCAUGGCUCCAGAGUCGAAAGGGACAUGGAAGCCGAGCUUUGGGCGGACGCCAGAAAAUUCUUGGAAAAGGAGGGAAGCAAUAUCAAGUUGGAGUAG
Molecule: messenger RNA, 528 nt
Organism: Clonostachys rhizophaga
Lineage: Eukaryota; Fungi; Ascomycota; Sordariomycetes; Hypocreales; Bionectriaceae
Source: the annotation of a GenBank genome assembly